This is a messenger RNA of Zygosaccharomyces rouxii, 1776 nucleotides long. RefSeq names its product septin SPR3 (gene SPR3). Gene Ontology annotation, cellular component: microtubule cytoskeleton; septin complex; cytosol. Gene Ontology annotation, biological process: cytoskeleton-dependent cytokinesis. Lineage: Eukaryota; Fungi; Ascomycota; Saccharomycetes; Saccharomycetales; Saccharomycetaceae. The record is from RefSeq and is a predicted model, not a curated record. Gene Ontology annotation, molecular function: molecular adaptor activity; GTP binding; GTPase activity. The transcript has a single exon. Bases 1 to 1776 code for a protein of 591 amino acids.
AUGUCAUUAGAUCUUUCUAUGGUAGUAUCAGAGAAGCCCAUCGAUGCAGAUGAACAAGAGGAAAACUUCCAACCAGAAGAAAUAAAUGAAAUUAUAAUCGAACCCAACGAUGACUUCCCGGAUUAUUCUCCUCCAGCAACUCCUACUGAAGACAUCAACCAAGACCCUACAGAGUCUGAAUCUGAAUCUGAGGAAUCUGAAUCAUUAUCUGAUCAAGAUGACGUUGGAUUCACUGUAGAGGAACCUGAAGAGGAAUCUGAAGAAAAUGACCAACCUAUUGAGUCAGGAUCGGAACAGCAUGUAUUGGUAAUGUCUACUGAUCUUUUACCCAAGGAAGAACAGGAGCCUGAUGAAAAAGAUGUUUCAUCUCCUAGUGAAAGAACUGACGUGAGUAGUAAUCCCGGUAGCACGUCUCAUUCGGUCAAUGUAUGUUUGCCCUCCAUGGAGACUCUAGUUGUAGAUGUUCCUAAUCGUGUUGCCGGUUAUGAGACAGGUAUUAGUAAUUUGCCUACACAAAGAGAGCGUAUGGUGGCUCGUGAUGGUGUAAAAUUUAAUUUCAUGGUUUCUGGACAAGCAGGUCUAGGCAAGACCACCUUUGUGAACACUUUAUUUGAUACAUGUCUCUUGCCUUCUAAUAGGGUAACUCGAGAUGUCAAGACUGUUGAAACUAGAUGCCUUGAAAUACACAGAGCUGUCUUAGAGACAGCUGAUGUUAAGUUGGAUCUAAACAUAAUUGAUACGCCUGGGUUUGGAUACAAAAGUAACAGUACUUUUGAUUGGGUACCUUUAAUCAACUAUAUCGAUGAACAGAUAAGAUCUUAUAUCUUUCAAGAGGAGCAACCGAACCGUUCUAAUCUCAGAGAUGACAGAGUUCACUGUUGUCUAUACUUUGUGGAACCGACUGGUAAAGGGUUAAACGCCUUAGAUGUUAUUGCAAUGAGAGAACUUUCAAAACGUGUGAACUUGAUUCCCAUUAUUGCCAAAGCCGAUGGAUUAUCAAAAGAAGAAUUAUGUGCAUUUAAAAGAGAGAUUCGGAACGUUAUGCAUGCUCAAGAUAUUAAAGUCUGUCAAUUCUUGGAAGAAGACAAUGCAUUCUAUAGUGAUAUCUUUGAGAUGGCGCCAUUUGCCGUCGUUGGUUCUGAGAUGAAAAUAAUUGGUCAAGAUGGUGAACCGCUUCAUGUGAGAAAGUAUCGUUGGGGUACAGUUGAGGUGGAAAACGUGGAUCAUUGUGAUUUUACUCUUUUGAAAAAUGUGUUAAUUUCCAACCAUUUGGUUGAUUUUGUUCGUACCACUGAGUCUUAUUGUGAAACCUGCCGCUCAUCAAUUUUAAAGACUAGAAUUUUAAAGGCUAGAGAUUCUAUUGAUAAUGCUGACUUCCCCGUGGAGUUACGUGAUGAAUUACAAAAAUUGAAUUAUGAUGAAUUGGAUUUAAAUGGCUUAAAAAAUUAUGUCUGUUAUUCAGUGUUUGGUAAAAAAGAUAUGGAUGUGUUAGUUGUGGAAUGGUCACCAGAAUUUGUUCAAAGGCGUUGGGAAUCUCGUAAAAGGUUUAAUGAAGUAAUCACACUGGAGGAUCAAAAAUUUCAAGAGUGGAAGAUGGCCUUACAGAACAAACAGGUUAAGUUUAAUCAAGAGUUAGAGUUGUUGAGUCGAAACAUCGAUGAUUUGCAAUUAGAGUGUCAUGAUUUGGAGACCCAAAUUAUGGCCGCUAAGGCAGUUCAACGUACACGUUCUAAGUUGGGUACAAUAUCUAGGGGUGAGAAGCGUGCAGCAGCAUAA